GAAGGAUUUCUCAAUCGUCAGCAUACAGUUGGUUGGUUAUCGAAACAUUCAGUCCGUCCGCCAGUGAGCAAGCAGCGCCGACCCCCCGGGGGGGAAUUGCAAAGAGACGCCAGCUGCGCCGAGAAGCUUCCACGGGACGAUGGUCUUGGCGCUUUGAUAGGCGGGCUGGCUGGCAUAGUCGGGCCGUCCGCAUUCCUCCACCACGAGCCCCGGCCGUGUAGGAUGCGGACAUCCGGGUCCUGGGCCAAGCCCGGGCGGGGUACAUUGGAUGCCCUCUGUCUACCUACCCCUCUGUGCGCUCUGGCCGCGCGCCACAAGGGACUUUUCAAAACAGGUACAUUGGCGGGCGUAUCAGCGAGGCCUCAGACAAGUCCAGACAUAUUUAAGUCGGUCCGCAUCCUGUGUACACGCACCUCGUUUACACUUGAAAUCAUCACACUCAGCCCCCUCGGCCUCAAUCCCAAAUAUCAAUAAUUCCCCUCCAGGUUUAGACACCAAAAUCAUCACCACCAUCAGACAAAAAUGGCCAACACCUUCCGCCACGCUCACUCGGAGCCCAUCAACCCGCCCGGCGCCGAGCCGGUCCUGACGCGGGAGCAGGUGUGGGCGGGCCUGCAGCGCAAGGUGCGGUCGCCGACCGAGUUCGUCCCGGCCAUCGAGUCGUGCCAGGUCGUGUCCGAGGAGGGCGACGUCGUGACCCGGAUCGUCCAGUUCAAGGCCAACUGGGGACCCAGCGGAAAGGUGACCGAGGUCUGCACCAGCUACCACCCGGCCCAGAUCCUAUUCGAAAUGGACUCUGGUGAUCGCGUAUCCAACAUCGUCAGCGCCGGGCCGUCGGGCGAGUCGACAGACAUGUUCCUCACAUAUGUUUUCGACCUGCAGAACCCCAAAGCUGACACGGAGGCCAACGCCAAGGUCGCCAAAGGCGCCGUGUCGGGCACCAUUGCCAAGUUCAGGGAGCUCGCCAAGGCCGGCCAGAUCUAGAUCUAGAAGAAGGUUUAGGUCGCUUGCUGGUCAAGGGGCACUUGUGUGGAUGCCGCGUGUAAAAUGCGAUUUGCGGCGGCAAAGUUCCAAUCUCGACCGGAUAGACUAGAACUCAGCAAAUGGCCACGUAAUUGAAGCAUACUCGACCGAAAGCUCAAAGUUUUGGUUUUUAUGGUGUGAAUUCAUAGUUUUAAGGCUGGUUUACCCAAAGAUGCCUCCGUCAUGGUUCGUAACACCAUUUCCCAUUCCUAA
This is a messenger RNA of Gaeumannomyces tritici R3-111a-1, 1236 nucleotides long. RefSeq lists its product as hypothetical. NCBI's taxonomy places the organism in Eukaryota, Fungi, Ascomycota, Sordariomycetes, Magnaporthales, Magnaporthaceae. The transcript has 3 exons. The coding region runs from base 523 to 984 and encodes 153 amino acids. The record is from RefSeq and is a predicted model, not a curated record.